UGUCUGUCUGUCUGUCUGUCUGUCUGGCAGUGUGUGUGUCUUAUAUAUGGGCACAGAAAAAAGUGAUAUGAUGGAGGAAAAGAUGGCCAUGAAGGGAAAUGGAGGCACCUGCACAGUUUCGGUGCCAAACGGACAGCCAAAGACGCCUGCAGAGCUGGAGGGAAGAGGUAAUUGGGGUAACAAAGCUGAGUUCAUCCUCACUGUGAUGGGAGCCAUCAUCGGACCUGGCAAUGUCUGGAGGUUCCCAUACCUGUGCUACAGAAACGGAGGAGGUGUGUUCUUCAUCCCAUACUUCUUGUUCAUGAUUACAUGCGGAAUCCCUUUAUUCUUCCUUGAGACUGCCUUGGGACAAUACACCAGCCAGGGGAGUAUAACGUGCUGGAGAAAGAUUUGUCCUCUUUUCCAAGGCAUGGGCUAUGCCAGUCACUUGAUCAUCUCAUUCAGUGCCACCUCUUAUAUUAUCAUCAUUGCAUGGGCUUUCUUUUACCUGUUCUCGUCCUUCAGUGCGGUUUUGCCUUGGGCCACAUGUGGAAACGACUGGAACACAGACUCAUGUCUGGACCUCAGCCAUCCAAAUCUGAGCCUCAGCGUGACAUCCAGGCUGAAUACCACACUCCCUGUUGUGGAGUUCUGGCAGCGCCGGGUUUUGAAAAUCUCUAGUGGUAUUGAGGAUGUCGGUAGCUUGAGAUGGGAGCUGGUCUUGUGUCUCAUCCUGUCCUGGGUCAUCUGCUACUUUUGCGUUUGGAAAGGCAUCAAGUCAACAGGAAAGGCAGCUUUCUUCACAGCCACCUUCCCCUACGCUAUGCUGUUGAUUUUGCUCAUACGUGGUGUUACCCUACCGGGGGCCAGGGACGGGAUCAUUUACUAUCUCUACCCGGAUAUCUCCCGCCUUUCAGAUCCCCAGGUGUGGAUGGAUGCUGGCACUCAGAUCUUCUUCUCCUAUGCCAUUGGCCUUGGAUUCCUAACAUCUCUUGGGAGUUACAACACUUACAAGAAUGACUGUUACAGGGACUGUUUCUACUUGUGUCUGCUGAACAGUGCCACCAGCAUUGUGUCAGGCUUCGCCAUUUUCUCUGUUUUGGGUUACAUGACCAAGGAACAAGGGGUGGAUAUUUCUGAAGUAGCUGAAUCAGGUCCAGGGUUAGCAUUUAUUGUCUACCCACGUGCUGUAGCCAUGAUGCCCAUGCCUCAGGUGUGGUCGGUGUGUUUCUUCGUCAUGAUCAUUCUGCUUGGAUUGGACAGUCAGUUUGUCGGCAUGGAGUGUCUGAUGACGUCACUGACUGAUUUGUUCCCUACAUACCUGCGCCAAGGCUGUAGACGUGAGCUGGUUCUGCUGGCUAUCUGCAGUACCUGCUGUUUGCUGGGACUCUCCCUGGUCACUGAGGGAGGGAUAUACCUGCUCCAGCUCUUGGAUCAUCAUGUCUGCAGCGGCACCACCCUGCUCCUCCUCUCCCUCUGCCAGUCUGUCAGCAUUGCCUGGGUGUACGGUGCUGACCGUUUCUAUGGUAACAUCACAGACAUGAUUGGUUAUAGUCCGUUCCCAUUCAUGAAGUACUGCUGGCGCUACAUCACUCCCUUCUUCUGUUUUGGAACCUUUAUCUUCUCUAUCGUCAAAUACUCCCCGCUGAAGUUCAGUAACACUUAUGUUUAUCCACUCUGGGCCAACAUCCUGGGUUGGUUCAUCGCCACCGUCUCCCUCUCCCUCAUCCCGCUGUUUGUAUUAUAUAAAAUGACGCAGGGAAAAGGCACUCUUCGACAGCGAUUCUUGUUGCUCUGCCAGCCCGCGGACCUCACCUUGGAUCAAAAGUGUCACCCUACUCUGGGAACCACUUCCUGCACAGAGCUCAAACCUUUAUCCCAACAUGGGGAACUCACGCAGUGAACAAACGUACAUGCAGCGACGUACAUGAAGCCUGCCUUGGCGGAGGUCUGCGCUCUCCG
Molecule: messenger RNA, 1941 nt
Organism: Sebastes umbrosus (honeycomb rockfish)
Lineage: Eukaryota; Metazoa; Chordata; Actinopteri; Perciformes; Sebastidae
Product: sodium- and chloride-dependent GABA transporter 2-like
Exons: 14
Coding region: 47-1882 (611 amino acids)
Biological process (GO): sodium ion transmembrane transport
Cellular component (GO): membrane
Source: RefSeq, a predicted model, not a curated record